CGAACCAGCACUAAUGGAUGCGACAGUGUGUACUGGACCCUAAUGGGCUUCGCCCACGGCACCCGCCUGGGCAAGGAAGAUCAGGCCAUCGUCAGAGACGCGCUCGAUGCCGCCGAGCGCACCAUGUUCUUCACAAACGACUACUACAGCUGGCCGAAGGAGAAGCGCGAGACCAAGAGGCGCCCCGUGGCCAACGUCAUCCUGUUCCUCAUGCAACACCAGAACAUGUCCGAGGAGGAGGCGAUCGCUCAGGCCAAGGAGCUCAUCAUCCAGAACGAGCAGGAGUUCGUGAAGCGUCGUGAGGCGCUCUACCAGGCCAACCCUGAUCUCGCGCCCAAGCUCCGCAAGUGGAUGGAGAUCCUCGGCUCGUCCCUCGCAGGUAUCCACUACUGGUCCAAGAACACGCCCCGCUACGCCGUGCUUGCCACGGUCGAGGAGAGUGAGGAGGAGGAUGAGCACAGCCAGCACGGUUCCACCACCGAUGUGGUAGAGAACUCUUCCGAAGGAGAUGCCUCGGCUGAAGAUGAGGAUGACGAUGAGGAAGAUGAGGAUGAGGAAGCGGAGGCAGAGGAAGAGGAAGAGGCGGAGGAAGAUCAGGAGCAGGAGGCGGAACAUGUGGAGGAAGCGGCCCAGCCCGAGGAGCCCCAGGACGCGCCGGUCUGGACUCCGCUCGCCGAGGAGCCUGCCCCCAUCGUCCAGCUCAACACCAUGCCCCUGCUGGCCCCCGCCGGCUACAUGAGAUCCAUCGCCAUCACCGACCUGCAGAGCGAGCUGCUGAGCGCUCUCAACGUCUGGCUGCAGGUCCCCAACCGCCCCCUGACCUACAUCAAGCAGAUCAUCAACGAACUGCAGGACUCGGCCCACAUGCUGGCCGACAUCCAGGACCACGCGACCCACCGCAGCCAGCGCACCCCGGCCCACCAGGUCUUUGGCCGGGCGCAGUGCAUGAACAGCGCCGCUUACACAUUCGUCCGCGUGGCUAAGAUCGUCAACAGCCUCAAGUGCCCCGGCAUGCUUGACGGGCUUCUGGAAGAGCUGGAGGCCCGCUUUAUCGGCCAGUCGUGGGACCUCGACUGGCGCACCACCUCCCACGCCCCGUCCGAACAGGAGUACCUGACCAUGGUGGACCAGAAGUCGGGCUCCACCUUCCGCCUGCUCGUGCGCCUCAUGCAGGCCGCCAGCAUGGAGGGAUCAUCGCUGGACUUUGAGCCCCUGGCCAAGCUGCUCGGCCGCUGGUACCAGAUCCGCCACGAGUACCUGGGACUGCUCGGCCGCGGCGAGGACCUGGACCACGGCAAGAUCGUCUACCCGAUCGUGCGCUGCUGCAACCUGGACCCGGCCGCCAAGACGGUCAUCCUCGGCAUUUACCGACAGAAGGCGGCCGAGGCCCCGCUGUCGCCGGAGAGCAAGACGCAGAUCCUGGAUCUGCUGCACCGCACGGGCGCCCUGCAGGCGACCUACGAUCUGAUCCGCCAGCUCGGCCGCGAGGUGAACAAGACGGUGACGGAGCUGGAGGCGGCCGCCGCGGAGCUGAACCCGGCCUUGCGGGGUCUGGUCAAGUCCCUGAGCGAGCUGCCCAUCCCCACCUCUUUGUAAAGAAAGAGGAAGAAGGAAGGAACCUGAUACCCCAAAACGAUUUAUGAUGCCCUAAUGAUUUUGUUUUCACUUUCCUUUGUCAGCAUCCACUCUUUCUUCCGGCAUGAUCGAUGACUUAUGAUGUUUUGUUUGUGUAUUAUAGAAUGCGCUAUGACUGAUGAUGGUUGAUGUAUAUACGUCUUCAAAUGAGUUCAGACUGAGUUCCCACUCCGGGGUGAGAUGUACUUGAGGUGUAGAUAAGGUGUAGCUGGGAUGUCGUUGAUCUGUA
This is a messenger RNA of Aspergillus saccharolyticus JOP 1030-1, 1864 nucleotides long. RefSeq names its product terpenoid synthase. Gene Ontology annotation, biological process: isoprenoid biosynthetic process. The transcript has a single exon. NCBI's taxonomy places the organism in Eukaryota, Fungi, Ascomycota, Eurotiomycetes, Eurotiales, Aspergillaceae. The record is from RefSeq and is a predicted model, not a curated record. Gene Ontology annotation, molecular function: prenyltransferase activity. Bases 43 to 1596 code for a protein of 517 amino acids.